AUGGAGCAGCUCCUUCGCACGUUCAAGACGUCAAUCACUGCAAGCCAGGCGAUGAAGUUAAUCAUGGCAAAGAAGGACGCACGACGCACCUGGGCCGAGCACUUCCUGUACAUGGUCGCCGUCAGCGAGGCACGCGGUGGUUCCGACUCGCUUGUUCUUGAUAACAUCGUCCACCACGCUUCGCCGGAGCUGGUGAACGUGAUGCGCUCCAAGUAUGAGACCACUCGACUCGACUACCUGCGCCAUGCUGAGGAGCUGGCGCACUUCGCGCAGUCCAUUGAGCACGGCAGCAGCGCGGUGGGUCGUGAGGUCGUCGCCGCGCACGUGGAAGGCAAACCCAAGGGCGCGAUCACGUGCUACCGAUGGGGGCGACCAGGCCACAUCGCAGCCAACUGUCGCGCGCGAGUCGUGCACGAAGACGAGACACUCCGCGGAGGGCGGAGGCGCCAGCAUGAUACUUUGCACUGA
Molecule: messenger RNA, 468 nt
Organism: Peronospora matthiolae
Lineage: Eukaryota; Oomycota; Peronosporomycetes; Peronosporales; Peronosporaceae
Source: the annotation of a GenBank genome assembly